GUUGACAUUCAAAUCUUCAGGUGCAAACUUUGAAUUCAAAGAUAAAAGCGAUAUAUAUAUCCCGUUAUGUUACCUGUAUAUAUUUAAACGUCUCAGGGACUAUGAUAGUGACGGGCAAAUCAUGAUGUGUUUUCUCGGAUUUAUUAGCAUGACUUGAAGAUAUUGAAAGAAAAAAAUGAAGUUUUAUUUUAAAGUUUAAACUGUCGUAGAUGAUAAGAAAAGGAUGCAGUACGUGGAAAAGAAAUCCAACUCUCUACUGGUAUCGUUAGAUACACUACCAAAAGAUAUUUUAGAAAAACUUAAAGACUACAGGUCAAUUCAGGAAGAAAGAAAAGAUGAUGCAGAAGUCGAAGAUUGUUUUAGAAGUAGAUUAUGUGACCUGCCGUCAACUCCGAGGUCAAGAGUUUCAAGUUCACCGUCAACGCCAAGAUCAAAGUUAUCAGACGAUUUAGUUUUCAAAUAUCCACCCUCGUUUCAGGACUUUAGUGAAAAUAAUGGACUUAAAUCACCCAGGAAACAUCUGGAGAGAGCAGGACAUUCACCGUACUCGGAAACCGACCAUUGUCAGUUGUUUGGAGACAAUUCUGAUUGGAUGAUGGCGGAGAGAUUGAAACCCAGAACCCCACCAGUCUCCCCGGACACGUCUUCGAGAUCAUCAACAUGUUCCUUUUCUGACAGAGACCGAUAUCCGGUGCUCAACCGGUCUCCGGAAUCAUGCUUUGUCUGUCCGUCACCAUCGCCGAGAAUGGAAAGGUAUUUACAAUCUCCCAGAUUAGAAAGAACUUCACAGAAACGAUGCAUAUCUCCUCGAAAUCGAUUGGAACAUCAUGAAUUUUUGGAGAAAACACCAGUAAAACAAGUUUCUGGAUCCCAAGACUCUCAGUUACCUGGAAGAUCAAUGACAGGAAGUUCACAUAAAACUGAAUCAAAUUCGGAUCAAUUAUCCCCGGGUUACUAUGCAAGAGAAGUAGUGAAUCGAUCUUCACCUGUAAGAAGAAUACCAGACUUUCCCGCUGACUAUGUUGAUGAAAGACGAGGAGUUAGAAAACAACUUGUUUUUGAAAGCCAUCCCCGCCGACAAGAAGAUAUGUAUUGUCACCGAGAACAGUAUUCCCCGAGGCUAGCGUCAACAUCGAAUCAGCGUUUUGAUUAUGAAGAAGCAGAUGUUUUAGCAGAGCGUCUGAGGGAUCCCGAAUCUACUGCACUGUUGUCUCAAAUCCUCGACCAAUUAGCCAAACGAAAAAGAAAAACGUCUGAAAGGUCUGAUUGUGAUUGUGAUUAUGAAGACAGGUCUGCCAAGAAAAGACGAUCAGAACUGAAACGACAGAUGAACAUGAAUUAUCUGAAACAACUAGAAACAGAUGUUACAGUUCUCAACCAACAACUUCGUCGAUCGGAACUGGAAACCAGACCAGAAAAUUGCUCAUGCGCAAUCAUGGAGAGACAGUUUUUACAAAUGGCCGAAAAUGCUUACAAAAACAUCCGCAGACACGACACAUCUGCCGACGGAUUUGCACAGUUCCGCAAAGAAUUAACUGAAACAAAUCAGAUACUUAAAGACUCAUUAACAGUACUAAACAACAUGAAAGAGUUUUGUGAACACCGCUCUUUGGUCGGUUUGACGUAAUAUAUGUUUUUUUUAUUACAUAUUUAUUUAUUGUUGAAUUAUAUUUAUUGUUAUGUUAUUUAUUUAUUUAUAAAUCAAACUACCCCUCACAACAAUGAGUAGAUCUCUGGGGUUUUAUUUUUACGAUGGUUUUUGUAAAAGCAUAUUAUUUAUUAUUGUAUUUAAAUGCCACCAGGUGGCAGACGGACGAAGGUCUCGUGUCUAAAAAAGGGAGAGAACAUUAUAUAACACAGCAAACUGUGAUACAAAAAAAUCAUGUUUUAACAUCACACAGCCUUCAGUUGUUCUUUUAGAAACAACAUUAUCAGUGUUUUUCACUGAAUUAUCUUUGAAAGAAAACAGACGAUGCCUUCCGAAGAAAAUAUCAAACAGCCGUCCAUUUGUACUUUUUCACAAAGGUCACUAUAAGAAAGAAAAACAAUGUAUCUUUUAUUAUACAAAGUUUAAAAUCGUAACUAAAAGAUCAUUAUCUGUAACGCUGCUGUGUUCUUAACGUCGCGUAUUUCUCUAAUCCGUACCCGGAAGUUGCUAUUCGAACCACGUGAUUCUUUUUUUUUUAACCAACAAGUAAAAUAUAAAAUCACCAAUUACAAACAACAGAAAAUAAUAAACGAACAAGUUAAAAGUGCAUUUUAUUUAUUCAGAUAAUGAUCUUUCAGUGCUUUAUUUAAACUGUCUGUAAGUGACCCUUUAGUGAUAUAUAUUUUAUUGUGUUUUUUAAAUAUUUAUUUGAAAGUGUUCUUUAUACAAUGUGUUCAGAUAAAAAUGUUUCAAAGAGAAUUUUAAUAGCCAUAGAAUGUUUAUGAAAAUAAAGGUAUAAAGUUUGAUGAAAUUAACUGUUCAAAUGCAUCUAUCAUUAUCUACUUAUAUGAAUAUUACUUCAUGAUGGAUAAAAGUUUAGGUUAAACUCCAUGGUUUAUUUGUGUGGAAGAGCACUAACAUUUCUUACUAUAUUGUUCAUUAAAUUCACUAUUUAUAAAAGUAUGAAGUUUGAUUAAAUUAACUUUUCAAAUUGUUGAAGAUAUCCUUCAUUCGUUCGGCUGGUUUAUUUAAUUUCUUUUAGUGUUUAAAUUAUUUUUUUUCAAAUAUUGUUCAACUCUUCAUUUUAUUUUAUCAGCAAAUAAAAAAAAGAAAUGUGUUCUCGUCUGUUCUCAUGUUUAUUACAAUUCAUUAAAUUUGACCGAUAUAAGUCAGAAAUUUAUAAUCAUUCUGUGGCUUGGCAAUUAUAUGUGUUCAAACAUUGUUUUAUUUAUAAUGAUAGACGACCGUCCUUGUUUACGAUUUCAUUCAUGAUACAUCAACAGAGUUUAACUCAAAAUUUGAACGAAAAAAAAAAUACAUGUUAAUUUAUUUUCACGAGUUUGACUCAACAUAGAGUGAAAAAGUGUUGCCAUGCAAACAUGUUCAUUAGCAUAUAUCUGUAUUAGAUUUCAUUCAUAUAAGUAUAUCACGUGAUCACCUAGUUACUUCAUGAUGGAUAAACGUUUAGGUUAAACCCCAUGGUUAGAAUGUGUGGAAGAGCACUAACAUUUCUUACUAUAUUGUUCAUUAAAUUCACUAUUUAUAACGUUAGAGAACUCUGUGUAUUUUACUUCUUUGCUGUGAGCUUGUUGUGGUUUGGUGUGAUUUGAUACAAUAGGCAAAGUAAAACAUCCUUGAUUUUUUCACCGUGAGCAUAUAAGAUAAGGCAAGUACAGAUAAGCAUUGUAUUAAAGCAUUGUUAGCUCUUUUAUUUUAAAAGUAGUUACUUAUGCUUGUCAUUUUAUGUUGAUUCAGGGAACGAAAUAAAAACCGCAUCAAAGAGUUUGUAAUUUUGACAUUGUGACUUAUUGAUUCUAAGUUUGAUAUUGUGACACAUUAAAUUAAAGUUUGACAUGGCGAGUCGACAUAUUAAAUUUUAGUUUUGACAUUAUAACAUAUUAAAUUUUAUCGUUGCCAUUGCGACAUAUUUAAUUUUAAUUUUAACAUAGUGACAUAUUAAAUUCAAGUUUUGACAUGUUGACACAUUAAAUGUUGUUUGACAUGGUGACAUAUUAAGGUGAUUUACUUUGCCUGCAUUGUAUUGUGUUGUGUGAUGAUAUUGACAAACAGUGAUACUUGAUAGAGUUUAUUUAAUUAUUUAUAGAUUAAUUUAUACUUAUUUAUUAAUUCACACUUUUACAUUAGAAUAGAACACUAUUUCUUACACUAUCGUGGCAGAUAAGACAACAUUGAUACUGCACUUCCGGUUUAUUCAGAGAUAGCCUACUUGCACUUCCGGUUCAUUCAGUGAAAAUCUUACUGCACUUCCGGUCUGUUCACAUUUAUUCCAAGUGAAAACAUUAACUUUUCCUUUUUCCUUUUUUGAUAAGUUACAAAAAUAUUUUUUGAAAUAGUCAUCAAAGUAUUUAAACAAACUUUAUGUUGACUUGAAUAUGUCUUUUGGUUAUUUUUGUAGUUGAUUUCUAAUUUACAAACACCCCAUAUCAUACUUUUGUUCUUGUAGUUUAAAAACUAUAUUUAUUUUUAUGAAAUCAUUAAAAAUCUUUGACGUUUACCCAUAUCAUUCCAAUUCAUUAUAAAGCAGUUUUAUUUAGUCGUUUUGUUAUGGUAACAAUACGAUACUAUAUUUUUAUAUGGUGUUGUUAUGGUAACAAUACGAUACUAUAUUUUUAUAUGGUGUUGUUAUGGUAACAAUACGAUACUAUAUUUUUAUAUGGUGUUGUUAUGGUAACAAAACGAUACUAUUUUUUUAUAUGGUGUUGUUAUGGUAGCAAUAAGAUACUCUAUUAUAUAUGUUGUUGCUAUGGUAACAAAGCGAUACGAUAUAUGUGCAUGUUAAAUGUUGUCUUUUCUGUCAGUAUUCUUCUGCGUAUAUUUAUUUAACAAAUUAUAUAGUAUGUAACAUUGUAUGAUCUGAUGACAGAUCUGUUCCCUUAUCAAUCCGUCCAUGAUUUCUAGGGAUUUAGAAUUAUUUGUGUAAAAGUUGUGAUGUAAAUUAUUUUUGAGAAAUAUAUUUUUGAAUAAAAUGAUAGAAAACCCUUAAUAA
Messenger RNA from Mytilus californianus (California mussel), 4655 nucleotides. RefSeq lists its product as uncharacterized. The transcript has 5 exons. Bases 224 to 1627 code for a protein of 467 amino acids. NCBI's taxonomy places the organism in Eukaryota, Metazoa, Mollusca, Bivalvia, Mytilida, Mytilidae. The record is from RefSeq and is a predicted model, not a curated record.